AGAGAGAGAGAGAGAGAAGGAAGGGCUCGAGAGCGUGACCUUGAGAAUGUGAGCGGAAUGCGCAUGUAGCAUAGUGGCAACAAAUUGUGCCUUGAAAAUGGUCGAUUGCGCUCACCGAGACCUUGGCGAGCCGGCACUGCGCGUAGUGCCUUCUUGUGGGUGGUCUGAGUUUGAGCGGUUUGUACAAAGAACAGGUUGUGUUAGGUAUUGCUGUUGUUGAGAAAUUCAGCCAGUGUAGGAGGUUAGAGUGGAUGAGGUGUGGACAGUGUGGAGGUGGUCUGUGAAGUCGUAGUGGUUCACGAGGAGAAGUCGACGCGGAGGGCAGGAGUGUCGCGCCGAGACGAAGGUUGCAGGUGGCGGGUAGAGGUUCGGUUGAUCCCAGUGUAACAGUGCUGAGUGGGCAGCGAAGGCGCGUAAUAUUUACCCGGCCUUGGGCCACUUCCUGCUGCGAGCUGUUUUAGCAAAUGAUGUUGAUGAGAAUGGGAGGAUGAGAUGAGUGCUGGUUCCAUGCUUCGGUGAAUUUGAGGAGCGCCCUACACCAGCAGAAGCGGGACCAAAUGUUUCACCAACCUUAAGAGAAAAGGUAUCAUAAUUCUUAUCGAUGGCCGAUUCACAGGAUGAUGACAGAGAUGAGGAAUGGUUUAAGGAGGUCUAUGGAAGGGAGUAUACAGGCCCGCCUAGACCUUCUCGUGACAAUCCACGUGAUGACAGCAAGGUGAAAAAACGACCUGGCGCAAAUGCAAGUGUGGACCAUGCAGGUGAUGGAUCAGAUGAGGAGGAUGAGCCUCGUGAUCCCAAUGCUGUGCCCACUGACUUCACCAGUAGAGAAGCCAAAGUAUGGGAGGCCAAGGCCAAGGCUGUAGAAAGAAAUUGGAAGCGCAGGAAGGAAGAGGAGCUCACUUGUCGUAUCUGUGGCGAGGUUGGCCAUUUUGCCCAGGGCUGUCCAACCACACUGGGAGGUAACCGGAAACCAGGGGAAGUAAUUGAAAGAAUCCCACUUAGGGAUAAGCGCUUGAAACCACGAAUUAUUGGUACAGGUGGUGCUGUCAUACAGGGAAUCGAAAAAGAUACCGGAUGUCGCUUGAAGCUUGAAGACAACCUUGCUACAGGAAAUGGUGCUUUUUAUGUACGCAUCUCAGGUCCUGACAGAAUCACUGUCAUAAAAGCAGUGGAGGUUGUUAACAAGCUGGUAGAGCAAGUUGAGGAUGAGUGGAAACAACCACCGCCACCACCAAUGAGGAGGCCACAUGGCGGUGGAGGCGGGGGAGGCGGUUCUUAUCGGGGAUCAAAUGUUAAUCCUCUCAUUGCAGCUCAAAUGCAACACAUAGCUGUACAAAGACUACAACAUGCUGCGCCAAAUCUGGGUCCUUUGGGACCUCCUCCACCAAUGGAUGAAGACAAGCGUACGAUUGAACAUAUUGCUUCGCAGUUAGAGGCUCGUCGACAGUGGGAAGCUGUUUCGGGCUCUACUCAAAAUUUGAAUGGAUCCGGUGCUUCACCACCAUUCUCAUAUAAAGAUGGUCGGGGUGCCUCUGGAGGUGGAAGCUUAUCCUCGUAUAGUGGAAAAGGCUCGGGAUCCGAGGGGGGUUACUAUCACAAUAAGAAUAUGGACAACGGACCAUAUCAGAGUGGAGGGGGGAGUUUACCAGAGCACGAGCAAGAUCUGGAUGGAGGGUAUGAGGAGAAGGGAUUGCAUGCUCAAACUCUGGAAGAACUGGAACAACGGUUCUUGCAAGAAACAAUGGAGCUGACCAAGGACCAAAAUGUAGAAGAGGAUAAAGAAAAAGCGAAACAUCGAGAGCGUAUGAAUGAAAUUCAUGAACAAUAUCAGCAGAAAAUGACAAUAUUGAGGUCGAAGCAUACCAAGCAGCGUGAAGAUUUCUUGCGUCAUGAAUUACAAAUUCGUCACCAGCAGUACCAGCAGCAAACUGGGUAUGGAAUGUAUUACGGUGGAGGUGGUGGAACUGUUCCCUCGUCACGCGGAGGCCCAUAUAACGGAAAUAGUUUCGACCGCGGUGCCAACUCUGCAUCACCAGAAAAUGUACAGGGACACAUGGGAAUGUAUGAUUCUUACAAGGACGGAGGUAUGCCAUAUAGUAAUAAUGUCUCCCAUUCAUAUAGUAGGAAACAGCAGGGUUAUGAAUCGAGCAAAAAUUACGGGAAUCAAGGAUAUGAUAAUGGCGGAGGUUAUGCUUUCGGAAACUCUCAAGGCCACCCAGCUUAUGGUUGAUACGGGAGAUGUUCUUUCUUGUAAGCUGUGUGCCAAUGUAUUCUUCUAGCAGCUAAGCAAGCGAUAGGAUGAGCAGUGCAACUAUCACCAGAGCAAUCCUUGAGCACGGGUACGGGUCAUUUUGUGAGAAAGUUUAAUACUCCCGGUCACUGAAGCUGAAGUUUCUCAGACCUAGCAUUUCAGUGGUUGUGAAUGUUUUCUUGUGACUUCCUGUGUUUAGCUGUAACAGGCGUACUAAGAAAUAUCUACCUCUAUCAUGUUU
Marchantia polymorpha subsp. ruderalis is the source of this 2492-nucleotide messenger RNA. Lineage: Eukaryota; Viridiplantae; Streptophyta; Marchantiopsida; Marchantiales; Marchantiaceae. The record is from the annotation of a GenBank genome assembly.